AUGUCAUUUAGCUGUUCAGGAGGGAUAACUGAUUACAACAGGUGGGCGGGCCAGGAGCUGUUGUCCAAUGGGCUGUGUCAGUACGGGACCAGGGUGGAGUGCUGCUGGGGCUGGAGAAGGGCUUCCUGGGGGCACUGCCAACCUCUGUGCCAACAGGAGUGUAAGCAUGGAGAGUGUGUCGGACCGGAUAAAUGCAAGUGCCAUCCAGGAUACACUGGCAAGACCUGCAAUCAAGAUCUGAAUGAAUGUGGGCUAAAACCCAGACCAUGUAAACAUCGCUGUAUGAACACACAGGGCAGCUACAAGUGUUACUGUCUAAAUGGAUACAUGCUGCAACCUGAUGGAACCUGCAGGAAUGCCCGUACCUGUGCCAGGGCCAACUGUCAGUACGGCUGUGAGGUUACCAAAGGGGUGGUGCGAUGCCAGUGUCCGUCUCUAGGGUUACGGCUGGGGCCAGACAGACGCACCUGUGUGGAUGUUGACGAGUGUGUGGGGGGUCGAGGGGUGUGUCCCCAGAACAGGAAGUGUCAGAACACCUUCGGCAGCUAUGUGUGUAAAUGUUACCAUGGUUACAAACUCACCUAUAUCAACGGCAGAUACCACUGUAUAGAUAAGGAUUCUCGUUCCUUCUGCUCCCUCAACCCUGCCUCUCCCAAGUGCCUCUGUAGAGAAGGGAAGGGAACGGACUGCUAUCAGUUGAGUCUAAAGGGAGAGUUAGUAACUGUCUCUGUGAAUCCUAUGAGAGUUGAGUCUAAAGGGUCUCCUCCCUCCACCCUCUCCCCAACCACCCCCAGGCCUCCUCCCUCCACCCUCUCCCCUACCACCCCCAGGCCUCCUCCCUCCACCCUCUCCCCUACCACCCCCAGGCCUCCUCCCUCCACCCUCUCCCCAACCACCCCCAGGCCUCCUCCCUCCACCCUCUCCCCUACCACCCCCAGGCCUCCUCCCUCCACCCUCUCCCCAACCACCCCCAGCCCUCCUCCCACCACCACCCUGGACAACCACAUUCAGAAGGUUGUUACACAGAGACAGAGAGGAGAUGUGCACAUCCCCCGUCUUCCAGGAGGUGGAAACCAUGGCUUUGACUAUGACAUUGAGAUGGGAAACACUACAGGGGACAACAGAGACGAUCCAGGGGCCGGUGCUCUGAGCUGUUCGUUUGACCACGGUCUGUGUGGCUGGAUCAGAAACAGAGAUGGAGACCUGCACUGGGAGACAGCCAGCAGCCCUGCAGGUGGGCGGUACAUGUCUGUUCCAGAGGUAGGGGCGGGGAAACUGAGCAUUCAAGGCGCACGAUUGGUCCUUCCCUUAGCCCCGCCCUGGAGCGAGGGUCACUUGUGCUUCUCCUUCCGUCAUUGGCUAUCAGGUCACCAUGUGGGUGUGCUUCAGCUGUUCGUCAGGAGGAAGGGUUUGAGAUAUAGCCCCGCCCUCUGGAGCCGGACGGUGGGAGAAGGGUGGAGACAUACACAGAUCACACUGUGGAGAGCAAGCCUGGAGAGUGUCCUUCUGAAAGGAGAGAGGAGGCGUGGCCACAAAGGAGAGAUCGGAUUGGACGACGUUAGCCUGAGGAGAGGAGCCUGCAGAGAGGAGAGACUCUAACACACACAGACUCUGGCACUUCAGUCGACUUUACGUAAUACAUUACAACAUUUUGUAACUUCAAGGCCGGAGGAACUCUUAGAUCAAAUGUAUUGAUAACUGAUCAGAUAUUUUGAGUUUGUCCAGUGAUAAUUAUUGAUAUUGUAUGAUAACGAUUUGGCUGUAUCAGCUGAUUUUAUUAGUAAAGACAAAGAUUGGUCAAAAUGCAUUUUGGAUAUGUUUGAUGUAUUAUUCUAUUAACAAAUACAGUCUGGGUCUGAGGUACAGUAUGUUACUACCACAGAGCCCCUUCUGAGGUAUGUUAGUACCACAGAGCCCAUUCUGAGGUAUGUUACUACCACAGAGCCCAUUCUGAGGUGUGUUAGUACCACAGAGCCCAUUCUGAGGUAUGUUAGUACCACAGAGCCCAUUCUGAGGUAUGUUAGUACCACAGAGCCCAUUCUGAGGUGUGUUAGUACCACAAAGCCCAUUUUGA
This is a messenger RNA of Salvelinus namaycush (lake trout), 2074 nucleotides long. RefSeq names its product nephronectin-like. Lineage: Eukaryota; Metazoa; Chordata; Actinopteri; Salmoniformes; Salmonidae. Bases 1 to 1599 code for a protein of 532 amino acids. The record is from RefSeq and is a predicted model, not a curated record. Gene Ontology annotation, cellular component: membrane. The transcript has 13 exons. Gene Ontology annotation, molecular function: calcium ion binding.